Amyelois transitella is the source of this 1568-nucleotide messenger RNA. It is a transcript of the gene Trs20, whose product is annotated as trafficking protein particle complex subunit 2. Bases 184 to 603 code for a protein of 139 amino acids. Gene Ontology annotation, cellular component: cytoplasm; TRAPP complex; nucleus. The transcript has 3 exons. Gene Ontology annotation, biological process: endoplasmic reticulum to Golgi vesicle-mediated transport. The record is from RefSeq and is a predicted model, not a curated record. Lineage: Eukaryota; Metazoa; Arthropoda; Insecta; Lepidoptera; Pyralidae.
CUGCUAUCGUAUGUCACUACCUCGUCGUGUAAAUAUUAAUUUUUUGACCAAUUAAAUUUGCAAAUUAUCUAAAUAAUAUCGUGUUGUAGUUUUAGAUGUAGGUAGUUAAGUAAAUUCUUUUAAUGCUAAUUAAUAACUAAUAGACUAUCUAUUAGUUAUUAAUAAAAAAAAAUAGUAAAAAAUAUGGCAGGGACCUACUAUUUUGUCAUCGUCGGACAUUCGGAUAAUCCUAUAUUCGAAAUAGAUUUUAUCCCAGUUACGAAAGAAGUUAAGAAAGAAGACAACAGACAUUUGAAUCAAUUCAUCGCACAUGCCGCUCUAGAUCUCGUUGACGAACACAUGUGGAAGGUCACCAGCACAUACCUCAAGUCCGUAGAUAAGUUCAACCAGUGGUUUGUCUCUGCUUUCGUCACUGCGAGCCAGAUGCGUUUCGUAAUGGUUCACGAUGCCCGCAAUGAGGAUGGUAUCAAAAACUUUUUCACUGAUGUCUACGAAGCCUACAUUAAGCUGUUACUGAAUCCGUUCUACAAAGAAGACACACCAAUAGCCUUCCCGGCCUUCGAGAAGAAGGUUCAGUUUCUUGGGAAGAAGUAUCUUACAUGAUCCACAAGUUUGUUUUUAUAAGUUCACUUCGAUCAACUGUACUAGAUUCCCUUAAGAGAGCAAAACAAGUUUCCGAGGUUUUAUAUAGCAUUUGACAAAUGUUUACCAUUAAAAAAUGGAUCUUAAUGUAUUGCUAUAAUGCACACAAUUCUUUUGCUCAUUGUGAAUGAUCAAGUUUAAUUUAGGAUUGUGUGCCUUAUUGUAAUCCAUUUUUUAUGGAUGAAUCACGUCAUGCUGCCCUUUAUAUUUAACCUCUGACAUGUUGAAAAACAUAGUGUUUAAAUAAAAAAAAUUUAUUUCAUUUUUCAUAAGUUAAAGUCUUGUAUAUUGUAUGUUUGUCAACAUUUGAAAUCCCUGUGAAUGUACUAAUAAACUCAUUAUGUCUCUUAAGUAAUUGACUGAACGACUGAAGCAAGUCAGGUCUAUUAAUCGCAUGGCGCGAAAAUAUUUUUUUUUGUAUGUAUGUAGUUUUGUAAAGCUAUGUAAGUAACUUUCGAACCGUUGGUCUGAUUUUGUCGAAAUUUGUGUAGAAAUAAAGUGGAAAAUAUGUGUAGAAUCGUCAUUAGAAUUUGCUAAAAAUGGGGUCGCGUGUGCUUUGCUAGGGGGCUGGGUUCCACAUUCCAACAUUCUAAAUCCUUAUUUAAAAUUAUAAAGCUCUACUUUUGGAAUAUUUAAAACCAGUGUUGCCAUCUAACGCUUUCGGUGCUCGUCGUCGAACCUUUUUUGGUUGCAAAUUUUGUUAAUGUAAUGAAAUUAAGGUUCAUUGGAAACAUUUGUUAAUGUGCACUUUCAAUUAAGCUUAUCUUCUGUAAAGGCUUGUGUCCAAGAAACUUUGUCUUUUACCAGUUUUUUAUUUGUUUGUAUAUUUAAUUAUUUAAGGAUUCCUGCAGUUAAAUAAAAUAGUCUUAUUGAUCUAAUUCUUGAGUUGUAAAUAACUAUUAUUGUAAAGUAAAAUAGGUUAAAAG